AUGGCUGAAAAAGACAUUAUUCAGUAUCUUUGUUCUGAUACAGGAGAUAUUUAUGAAAGACAAGAUUAUGGAAAUACAUAUUUAUCAUAUUACAAUUCAUUAUCACUUAAUAAUGAUGCUAUUGCUACUAAGGAUUUCAACAGAAAAAUAGAUCAAAAACAAAAAUAUAUAAAUUCAGAUUUAAAUGAUACUGAGAAAAUAUUACAACUUGUAAAUAAUGAAGAAAUUACUACAAUAUAUGUUGUUGCAGGUGGAUCAGAUAGAAAAAGAAUUGAACAAUUGGAAUUUAAAGAUCAUGAUACGUUUAGAUCAAUGUUAAAUAUGUUAUUAAUUAUUAUAAAAAAAGAAGAAUUUAAAGGAAAAUGUAUUAAUAUUAUAUGUAAAUCUAAAGAAUUUAGAUUUAUUAUUAAAUAUAAAAUACAUCGUUGGAUUGAAGCUGAUUUAAAAAAAGAUAAUGAUAAAAUACUUGAAAAAAUUAGUAAUAAUACAGAUUUUGAUGAUCUUGAAGAUAUAGAAUAUUCUGAAAUUGUUAAUAGAAUAGAUGAUAUUAUGGGUAAAAAUGAUAUUAUGAUUGAUGCUGAAUUAAGUAUUGGUCAUAUUAAUAAUGUGAAUGCAUUUUUCAGAAGUUUUAAACCUAUUAUUAAAAAAUCUAAAAAUAAAGUAAUAAGACAAAGACAAAACAAAUGUUAA
Messenger RNA from Cetraspora pellucida, 690 nucleotides. Lineage: Eukaryota; Fungi; Glomeromycota; Glomeromycetes; Diversisporales; Gigasporaceae. The record is from the annotation of a GenBank genome assembly.